AAAAUUUUUUAAAAUUUUAUUUUUUGUAUUUUAUGUGAAUGAGUGUUUUGCUUACUUCUACGUGUGCAUUCAUGGUACCUUCAAAGAUUAACAGGUGUCAAAUCCCCUGGAACUGGAGUUGUGGAUGGUUGUGAGCCACCUUGUGAGUGCUGGUAUCUGAACCCUGGUCCUCUGCCAAAGCAACCUCUGAGCCAUCUUCAGCCUUUAGUGUCUUUUUUGUAAGAAGUUUUAUUGACAUAUAAUUGACAUACAGUAAACCACAUGUUUAAAAAGUAGUUUGUUUUGUGAUAUAUAUAUAUAUAUAUCCAUAAAAUGAUUGCCAUAAUCAACAUGAUAAUCAAGACAAUAAACAUAUCCACUCACCCCCAAAUUUACUGACGUCCUCCAGCCCCAGAUUGAGAGCUUCAGUUCUUCAGUGGUCACUAAGAGACUUGAGACAGGUUUUGAUUUUUUUGUCAGGUCUUCAUGAGUAGUAUUUAAUUUGCAUUUUGCUUAUGCUGGAAGUUGAACAUUUCUGAUAUGUGUAAGGACUAUAUGUGUUUCUUAUGAACUAUCCUUAUUGGCUCAUUUUCUGUAGAGUUGUUUGCCCCUUUUUCCUCUGUUAUUUGAAGUCUUCCCCUAGUGUGGUAAUGUGUAUCUGUGAUUGAUGCUGCAGAAGUGCUCAGUCCAUUCUCUUUCCUUUCCUACCCAUGUAAAAGUCUUUCAAGUAAGGAAAAACAUCAGUUUGCUCUUGUUGCACUGAGUCAAACCUAGAAAGCUUUUCUCAGCACCCAUAUUUCCUCCUAGACUUCAGUUGUUGGUUUGCUUGUUUUGUUUUUAAUUUGUUUGAAUUUCUGGUGCACUUGGAAAUUAUCCAUAUAUAGAUAUACUUUUACACCUAUAUUUUUCCAAAUUCCUGUAUAAUAGUUACAGUCUUGUUCUGUUCCAUUGCAUAGUCUACUUAUUUAUUACACAGUCUAAUUGCAGACUUUUAGUUAUUAUUAUUUUGAUAUCUCAUUGAACAAGUCCCUCCACCACUCUUUUUCACAACUGUUCCUAUGUUUGUCUCCAUACAAAAGCAGAUAUAUUGAAGUUUUGAUGGUCUUGUGUGAUUCAAGUAAAGGGAUGUUGAAAUAUUUUAUGUUUUUAGGAAUUGUAAUUUUGUUUCAUACGGGCUUUUGAAUGUUUAAGUUUAUCUUUAAAUAUUUGUGUUCAUAGAUUUUGCAUAGGAUUUUAUACCCAUUACUUAUUCUAAGUAAUUAUUUUUUGUGGCUGUGAAGGCCAUUGCACGCUAGUAUGUUAGUGGGUUUUGCCAUUGACUGCUCUGUAACUGUUUCUAGAAACCCGCACAUCAGCACACAGACAGUUUUGCUUCAGUCUUCAGUCGUCUCACUUGUAUUGGCUGACUAAUAACCACUGAGAUUGUGGGCAGCAUGACUCUUAAGAGUAAUAUAAUUACUAUUUUCUUUUCUUCUUCUUCUUUUUUUUUCAUGGUUUUUCCAAGCAGGGUCUCUCUGUGUAGCCAGCCCUGGCUGUUUCUGGAACUAGCUUUAUAGACCAUGCUGGCCUCAAACUCAAGAGAUCUGCCUGCCCUUUCCUCCCAAGUGCUGGAGUUAAAGGCAUGUGCUGCCACAUCCAGCCCCUCUUCUAUUUUUCAAGUUGUUGUUUUGUUGUUGGUAUGUUACCACAGUACUAUCAGCAGGAGCUGAGUAAUGCUCCAUUGCAUAUCUAUAGCACAGUUUGUGUGUCUGUUGGUCUGUCACCGACACUGAGGCUGAUUCCAUAACUUGAAACAUUGUAGGCAGUGCCUCCAUAAACAUGUGGGCAGCCUAACCUUAUUUCUGACAUCAUUGUAUUAAACAGAAUAACCAAACACAGAAAGACAUUCUCCUUCAUUGUGUUUCCUUACUAAGUCAGGUGUGAUAUUUAAUUUUUAAAAAUCAGUAAUUUUAGGGUAGUUUGUCUUGAGGAAUGGGGGUUAAGUGGUCUUACCUCUCCCUCCUUCUGAACUAGACUCUGGCUAAAGACAGAAAAUGAGAUCUGGCUGGUAGGGAACCAGGAGUGACUGUCUUCUUUCCUUCCAUCCUUCCUUCCUUCCUUCCUUCCUUCCUGUCCUAUCCCACUAUCAUCAUUCUCUGCUCCUUGUCAAACUAACACUGUUUUCUGAGGACUUGCCUCAUUUUGAAGUGGUAGAGCAUGCUCUCCUGAUCCUGCAGUCAACCUUCUUGCUUCUCCCCUUUUCCUUAGUUACUCCCUGUGCCCAUCCUCUCCCCUGUGGCAUGUGGAAUUAUACAUACUUGAGGUAACAGUUGGUUUUCUCUCUCCUCUUUAGGUUCAUGGCGUCUUCCUAAUCUCAGCGCAGAAGAAUCAACCCUUAGAUUGGGGAAGUGAGCUAGGCAAGCCAAAGGCAGCCUUGAGCCCUCCCCUUGCCUGCCCUCCCCUGUGGGGGCCAGGAUGCUGAAGAAGCAGUCUGCAGGGCUUGUGCUUUGGGGUGCUAUUAUCUUUGUGGGCUGGAAUGCCCUACUGCUCCUCUUCUUCUGGACACGCCCAGCACGCAGGCUACCCUCAGACAGUGCUCUUGAUGACGACCCUGCCAGCCUCUCCCGUGAGGUGAUCCGCCUGGCUGAGGAUGCUGAGGUAGAGUUGGAACGACAGCGGGGACUAUUGCAGCAAAUCAGGGAUCAUCAUGCUUUGUGGAACAAGAGGUGGAAAGUGCCCACUGUGGCCCCUCCAGCCUGGCCCCGUGUGCCUGUGACCCCCUCACCAGCAGUGAUCCCCAUCCUGGUCAUUGCCUGUGACCGCAGCACUGUCCGGCGCUGCCUGGAUAAGUUGUUGCACUAUCGGCCUUCAGCUGAGCGUUUCCCAUCAUUGUCAGCCCAGGACUGUGGGCACGAGGAGACAGCACAGGUCAUUGUCUAUGGCAGUGCUAUCACACACAUCCGGCAGCCAGACCUGAGUAACAUUGCUGUACAGCCAGACCACCGCAAGUUCCAGGGUUACUACAAGAUUGCCAGGCACUACCGCUGGGCACUGGGUCAGAUCUUCAACAAGUUCAAGUUCCCAGCAGUCGUAGUCGUGGAGGAUGAUCUGGAGGUGGCACCAGACUUUUUUGAGUACUUCCAGGCCACCUAUCCACUGCUGAGAACAGACCCCUCCCUUUGGUGUGUGUCUGCUUGGAAUGACAACGGCAAGAGCAGAUGGUAGACUCGAGGCAAACCUGAGCUGCUCUAUCGAACAGUUUUUCCUGGCCUAGGCUGGCUGCUAUUGGCUGAGCUGUGGGCAGAGGCUGGACCCAAGUGGCCCAAGGCCUUCUGGGACGACUGGGAUGCGCAGCCUGAGCAGCGGAAGGGGCGGGCCUGUAUUCGGCCAGAAAUUUCAAGAACGAUGACCUUUGGCCGCAAGGGUGUGAGCCAUGGGCAGUUCUUUGACCAGCAUCUUAAGUUCAUCAAGCUGAACCAGCAGUUCGUGUCCUUUACCCAGCUGGACUUGUCCUACCUGCAGCAGGAGGCCUAUGACCGGGAUUUCCUUGCCCGUGUCUAUGGUGCCCCCCAGCUACAGGUGGAGAAAGUGAGGACCAAUGAUCAGAAGGAACUGGGGGAGGUGCGGGUACAGUAUACUACCAGAGACAGCUUCAAGGCCUUUGCUAAGGCCCUGGGUGUCAUGGAUGACCUCAAGUCCGGUGUCCCCAGGGCUGGCUAUCGGGGCAUUGUCACUUUCCAGUUCCGGGGCCGGCGUGUCCAUCUGGCACCCCCACAGACCUGGGAUGGCUAUGAUCCUAGCUGGAAUUAGCACCUGCCUUUCCCUGCUGGGUCUCCUUGGCAUACCAUGAGCUGAGACAGGCCUGCAGUCCCUGGGCUAUACCAUCCUGUCAGUGUUCCCCUCUUGGGUCUAUAAUCUUUCUGUUUCUGCCCUUCCUCCCCCAGUGGGCAUUCUAGUGCACAAACCAUGAUGAGGGUUAUACUCCUGUUAUCAGGAGAACUAUUAUGUGGUGUAUUUGGUGAUACUGAACAAGAAACCACUGUGUGGUAUGGGGAGGCUUGGACUUGGGGGCCAGGGUGUUCUCUCGAAGGGCAUCUACAGAGAGCUUGGCAGCUCUAGCUCUCUUGACCAGGCCUGUGACCCUGAACCUGGCUUCUGUCAGAAUAUGAACCCACCUUAUAUACCUAUUCUAUCUCCCUUUCCUCACCUUCCCCCAGUAUGGGGCUAGGUUAUGAAGAAGGAAUGGGUUUGUGGCCAAAUGAGACUAACCAAAGGGGCUUCACUCUCAGGGUCAGAUUGGAGUUGUUGGGGUGCCAGAGGCCACUGCCCUCUUGGCCUCUCUUCCUGCUGACUCUGGUGUUCUUCUCCUGCAGCACAGCAGCUUGUGGGUGGGAGAUGGGAGGUGGGGAGGAAGAGCAAUUUCUGUGCUAGGGCCCAGCUGUCGGGAAAGCCCGUACUUGGGCACCCUCCUUUCUGGAAGUCAGUUCUCUCUGUGUCCGUUAGGAGGAGUUGGGUGCCAGCCUGGUGGGAGACAGUGGACUGACUUCUGUGCCUCUUUUCCCCUGGGGUUUGGUAUAGAGGCUCCUCCCUGAGGGCUGGCUCCUGGUGGCCAUCUCAGAGCAAAGUAUCCCAGGACAUCUCUGGCCCCAAACCAGCUUCUGUCCUGCCUUCCUAAGCAUUCCCACAUCUCCCCCCCGCCAAGCUGCAGGUUAGCAGGUGGAGAGAAAUUUGUGUGUUUGUUUGUUGCCUGACCUAGUUUCAUGGAAAGAAAAUGAAAUCUACAGAAUUAUUUUCAAAAAUAAAGUAAAGGCUGAAUUGUCUGAA
Messenger RNA from Arvicola amphibius (Eurasian water vole), 4782 nucleotides. It is a transcript of the gene Mgat1, whose product is annotated as alpha-1,3-mannosyl-glycoprotein 2-beta-N-acetylglucosaminyltransferase. Gene Ontology annotation, biological process: protein N-linked glycosylation. Gene Ontology annotation, cellular component: Golgi apparatus. NCBI's taxonomy places the organism in Eukaryota, Metazoa, Chordata, Mammalia, Rodentia, Cricetidae. Gene Ontology annotation, molecular function: alpha-1,3-mannosylglycoprotein 2-beta-N-acetylglucosaminyltransferase activity. The record is from RefSeq and is a predicted model, not a curated record.